AUGGUAGCAUUUAAAAUAUUUGUAUUAACCUUGGCCCUGUACUUGCUUCAGGGGGCAAGCACAUCCCUCAUUAAGCUGAAUGACAAUGGCUAUGAAGAUGUGGUCAUUGCAAUUGACCCAGAGGUGGAAGAGGAUGAAAAUCUUAUUCAGCAAAUAAAGAACAUGGUAUCAGAAGCUUCAAUUUACCUGUAUGAGGCCACAGAAAAAAGAUUUUACUUCAAAACAGUCUCCAUCUUGAUUCCUACAACAUGGCAAGCAAACACAGACUAUGAGACACCAAAACUUGAGACCUACAAAAACGCAGAUAUCAUCAUUGAAGUCCCAAAUCCCGAAGGGAAUGAUGUUCCACGAACUGACCAGUAUGGACAGUGUGGAGACAUGGGAGAGAGAAUUCAUUUAACUCCUGACAUCAUAUUGGGGAAAAAGUUGGAUGAGUAUGGACCACAAGGUAAAAUUUUAGUUCAUGAAUGGGCCCAUUUACGGUGGGGAGUGUUUGAGGAGUACAAUGAAGAGGAACGUUUCUACCAGUCUGAAGGAAAAAAUCUACCAGUAAAAUGUUCCGAAGCUAUCACUGGUAUAAAUAGGGUAUAUGCAUGUUCCGGAGGCAGCUGUUCACUCAGAACAUGCAGAAUAGAUUCAAAAACGGGAAAGCUUAACGAAGAUUGUUUGUUUAUACCUGAUAAAGUUCAGACUGAGAAAGCCUCCAUCAUGUUCAUGCAAAGUAUCGAUUCUGUAGUUGAAUUUUGUACAGCAGAGAACCAUAACAGAGAUGCACCAAAUGCUCAAAACCAGAAGUGCAAUCUCAGGAGCACAUGGGAAGUGAUCCAAGACUCAGAAGACUAUAACACAUCCACUCCUAUGACAGCAGCCAAGCCACCUGAGACCAGCUUCUCACUGAAGCAGAUCAGAGAAAGGGUCCUGUGCUUAGUUCUGGAUAAGUCUGGAAGCAUGUCGAGUGGGGACCGGCUGAAUCGACUGAAUCAAGCGGCCAAACUCUUCCUGCUUCAGAUCGUUGAAACGGGAUCCUAUGUUGGGGUGAUCACAUUUGACAGUACAGCCACUGUUCAAAGUGAACUGGUACAAAUAGAGACCGAUGCUGAGAGGAAUACCCUCAUUACCAAGUUACCUACUGUUGCUUUAGGAGGAACGUCCAUCUGCUCUGGACUCAAAUCAGCAUUUACGGUAAUAGGAAACAAAUUCUCCACAAAUGGUUCAGAAAUCGUCCUUCUGACUGAUGGGGAAGACAGUACAAUCAGCACAUGUUUCGAUCAAGUAAGAGAGAGUGGGGCCAUUAUCCACACAGUUGCUCUGGGACCUGAUGCAGAUGAAGACCUGGAGGAACUGUCAAAGAUGACAGGAGGUGUGCAAACAACUUCUACAGACAAUGCCGAGAACAAUGGGCUCAUUGAUGCAUUCAGUGCCCUCUCAUCAGGAAAUGGAAAGAUCACUCAACGGUCCAUCCAGCUCGUGAGUGAGGGGGCCACUCUGGAGGAUGAGGAGUGGAUGAAUGGCACAGUUAUCAUUGACAGCACAGUAGGCAAUGACACUCUAUUUCUUGUCACAUGGACAUCACAACAACCCCAAAUGUUUGUCUCAGAUCCCAGUGGGACAACAUAUGAUACUUUUUCAGUGGAUACAAAUUCCAAAAUGGCAUACCUCCAGAUACCAAACACUGCCAAGGAUGGAAUUUGGACUUAUAACCUUAUGUCAAGUGCACAAACCCUGACUAUGACAGUAACCUCUCGUGCUGCAAAUGCUAAUGUACCUCCCAUUACAGUGGAUUCUAAAAUGAAUAAAGAUAGCAACACCUAUCCCAAUCCAAUGAUUGCUUAUGCAGAAGUUCGCCAAGGAUCCCUGCCUAUUAUAGGAGCUGAGGUAACAGCCCUCAUUGAAUCAGCUGAAGGAACAACAGUGACUCUGCAACUUCUGGAUAAUGGUGCAGGUGCUGAUGCUUACAAGAAUGAUGGUGUCUACUCAAGGUAUUUCACAGCCUACAAAACAAAUGGUAGAUAUAGCUUAAAAGUGAAAGCCCUGGGAGGAGCAAACACCCAAAGGUCAAGAUCCCAAGUGAAUGGAGCCUUAUACAUACCAGGCUGGGUAGAGAAUGGGGAAAUCAAAAUGAAUCCACUAAAACCUGAUUUUAGUGAAGAUGAAAUUCAAGCAAGUAUGCAAAGUUUCAGCAGAACAGCCUCAGGAGGUUCAUUUACAUUAUCAAAUAUUCCAACUACCUCUAUACCUGAUGCAUUCCCCCCAAGUCAAAUUACUGACCUGGAGGCUAAUUUUGAAGAUGAUCAUGUUAAUCUGACCUGGACAGCCCCUGGGGAUGACUAUGAUGAGGGACAAGCUCAAGAGUAUAUUAUAAGAAUGAGUAAAGAGAUCCUCCAACUAAGAGAAGAUUUCGACACUGCUGUUCAAGUGAACACUACUGACCUCGUUCCAAAUGAAGCCAACUCCAAGGAAGUCUUCGUGUUCAAACCAGAAAAUUUUACAAUAGAAAACGGCACCACCAUUUUUUUUGCUAUUAAGGCACUUGAUAAAGUCAACUUGACAUCACCUCUAUCGAACAUAGCUCAAGCAUCUCGGUUCAUUCCUUCUCCAGUACUUGAUAUAGAAGUUGAUCCAGAAAAUCCUUCCAGUUCUGUUGGAGUUAGCAUUUCAACGAUAGUGCUUUCGGUUGUUGGUACAGUUGCAGCUGUUUGUAUCAUUGCAAGUGUCACACUAUGUGUUCUGAACAACAAAAAAAAGUAACAAGACUGAAUAUGGAAUGAUAACAAAAUCAACACAAAAUUGAAAAAUUCUCUGAAUUUUGUGGACUGAUUGUACAUUUGGACACAAACAUUCUUAAAGCAAAUUAUACAUUUAAUAUUAA
Messenger RNA from Trichosurus vulpecula (common brushtail), 2869 nucleotides. RefSeq names its product calcium-activated chloride channel regulator 1-like. Gene Ontology annotation, molecular function: intracellularly calcium-gated chloride channel activity. The transcript has 14 exons. NCBI's taxonomy places the organism in Eukaryota, Metazoa, Chordata, Mammalia, Diprotodontia, Phalangeridae. The record is from RefSeq and is a predicted model, not a curated record. Bases 1 to 2748 code for a protein of 915 amino acids. Gene Ontology annotation, biological process: chloride transport.